AUGGAUAGAGAUAUAUCAGAUCCAUGCAGUUUUGAAAAAUCUUCAUCUUUGCUCGAGGAAUCAAAGAGUGUAGAGGCAAAUGUUAAGUUGGUGAGGUCAUCGAAUUCGGUGGCCAAUAUUAGGCGUCCAUCCACAGCAUUUGAGGUGACUACUGUCCACCAAGAUGCAGCUUUGCCAGAUAUAGGUCUGGAUAAUAUACACGAAUAUGGAGAUAUUUUGAUGAAGCCCUCUUCCAACGUGCCAGUUUUGACAAGUGAAAUCCAGAUGAACUGCUCUAAGCACAAGAAAGAGAAAAUAGCUUCCAGUAAGCUAGGUUUCCAUGCCAAAAGCUCUAAUGCAACUGCAAUAAAUGCUAAAAGAGAAGUUCCUUCUUUUGAAGAUCCCAGUCUGAAUGGCUCUAGUAAAGAGCGUACCAUACGAUUCGACCAAAUCCAUGAUGAUGAAGAGCCGGGAACAAGCAGAGGAAGAGGAAGUAGUUUUCUACUAUUCGGAUCAAAUCGUGCUACUAUUCACGGUAGAGAUAUUCUCUCACGACUUAAAUUCACGUCAAAGCCCAACUCAAGCGAUCCAAGGAAUUCAACUGUAUCUAUUCUUUCACCCUGUUUAUUGCGUUUCUCACCUUCACCACUGCCAUCUCCUUCUCAUUCACCUUCGCCUUCACCACAGCAGAGUCGCUGCAGGCCUCAAUCCUCCACAUUAUCCGCAACAAGUCCAAGUGGCUUGGCUGGAGCUGAGUCAAAUGGUAUGCAACAUUUGGCUCCACCAAUGCCUCUAAGGCGGCGCCGUCAAGGUAGCAGUGUCUCACAAACAAGCAUAGAUCGUGUAAGCGUUAUGAGCGCUGGAAGUUAUUCGCACUUUUUCCGCCAAAUGGAAACGGAAGGUAAGGGCAAAUAUUCUUUUCAUACUUUUUAUUCAAAAUCAAACUGA
Molecule: messenger RNA, 927 nt
Organism: Protopolystoma xenopodis
Lineage: Eukaryota; Metazoa; Platyhelminthes; Monogenea; Polystomatidea; Polystomatidae
Source: the annotation of a GenBank genome assembly